AUGGCACAUUUUCACACGAAAGACUGCUCCAGUUUUUACAGGCUUCAUAAAUUACAUCACCAACUUUUCUCCUAUUCUUCUCCCCAGACUUUUAUUGCAUUGCAUAAAUAAAUAAACUUGUUCAUAUUCCGAAUUAAAUAAAAAGACUGACAUCAUCAUUUAUGAUUUAAUAAAAGUGAAUCAAAGGCUAACUUGUAAAUUCCUAAUCUACAUACAAAUUUUAAACAAGCAGGGACGGCAUUUUACUUAACCGUAUCGUAUACAGUAUUUCAGUUCAGUCGGUGUGGCGAUCGAGUAAUUCGUACUUUUGUGCUGAUAGGUAUUGUUAUUGGAUUCGAGUUUCGGUGGCUUAAUUAUAUUUAGCUUAACCAGGUUUAACGACUUGUUGCAUCAUCACAUCACCAAUGUAAUGUGAGAUGCAUUUUAGGUGACUGAUCCUUAGUGAAAUUGUCAUGUCUUAUUGUACAUCGUAAAAUGAGACAGGGAGAGGAGACGCCGUUAGGAAAAGCUACGGACAGAAAUGCAAUAAUGCAAUGAAUGGGGAACGGAAUGGUUUCAUAUUUCAUUUCAUAGCACUCUCCUCCUCCUCUAAUUUCGUAUUAUCUCCUCUCUCCUCACUAAUUGAGUUAGUCAGUUAGCUAGUUACCAGUUCCAUAAGACAGUUACAGUAAAUUAGUCUGUUAUCCAAAUCCGGUUCUCGUUCCAGCAGGAGGUAAAGUAAAGUAUAGUCCUAUUUAGAAGGUAGUGGAUUGAGGUAGGGUUAGAUAACUAGCAAGUCUACAGUUUUAGAUUAGUGGGUGUGGUUUUCUACUGGUUUGAACAUGAAAGAAAUGGGCAAGAUGAUGUCUUCGCCCUCCUCCUCGAUCUCCUCGAUGGUGAGGAUGAAAAAGGAGGUCGGUCUCCUCGAGGGGGUCGCCAUCAUCAUGGGAAUCAUCAUCGGAUCUGGAAUCUUCAUCUCUCCGAAGGGUGUUUUAGAGGAUGCCCACUCCGUCGGGUUGACCAUCACGGUCUGGGUUUCUACCGGGCUCCUCUCCAUGAUCGGAGCCGUGUGCUAUGCAGAACUUGGGACGACGAUCCAAAAAUCUGGCGGAGACUAUGCUUACAUCCACCAAGCGUUCGGACCAUUUCCUGCUUUUCUCUUCCUCUGGGACGCAAAUGUGGUUUUUGUCCCCACGACGAACGCCAUCAUGGGAUUGACCUUUGCCAAGUACGUGACGCAGCCGUUCUUUCCUGCCGGAUGCAUCCCGGACAGCGGAGUUCGUCUCAUCGCCGCGUCCGCCAUCAUUUUCCUCACUUUUCUCAACUGUUACGACGUUCGGAUCACGACGAGGAUGCAGAACGUGUUCCUCGUCGCGAAGGUGGCCGGACUGGGGACGGUGAUCGUGGCUGGAAUGGUGCAUCUCUUGCAGGGGAACGUCUCCAAUUUUCACGACCCUUGGAAGAACACGCAGACUGAUCCCAGCCUCAUCGCGGUCUCGUUCUACUCGGGAAUAUUCUCAUAUGCGGGCUGGAAUUAUCUCAACUUUAUGACGGAGGAGCUGAAGGACCCUUACCGCAAUCUGCCCAGGGCCAUCUAUAUUUCCCUCCCACUUUGCACGAUAGUCUACGUUUUAGCGAAUUUAGGCUACAUUGCCGUCCUCAAUUAUGAUCAGAUGAUGCACAGUGACGCGAUUGCAGUGACAUUUGGAGACAAAGUUCUUGGCAGCAUGGCUUGGGUGAUGCCGGUCUUUGUGGCGUUAUCAACCUUUGGCGGACUCAGUGUUCAUAUCAUGACCUCCUCCAGGCUUCUAUUCGUGGGUGCCCGAGAAGGUCAAAUGCCCUCCAUGCUGUCCACAAUUAGCUCGAGACGACUCACACCGGCACCCGCUCUGGCAUUUCUGUGCGCUCUGAGUCUUUGCUACCUCUCGACAAGCGACAUCUUCGCCCUGAUCGAAUACUCCUCCUUCGUCGAGUCCGCCUUCAUCUUUGUCACCAUUUCCGGCAUGGUUUACCUCCGUGUAACAAGGCCAGAUUUACCCAGACCGAUUCAGUUUCCACUCUUCGUGCCCAUCAUAUUCCUCUUCCUCUGCGGUUUCCUCGUCUUCCUCCCCGUAUUUCGACGUCCCUGGGAAGUUGGAGCAGGUCUACUCAUCACAGCCACUGGCAUCCCAUUCUACUUGAUCUUUCUAAAGUGGAGACCCCGUGCCGUGGUCCCGUUCACGACCAUGUCCACUCAAACGGUACAAAAAAUCUUCCUCUCCCUGAAACAGGACUGAUCUUUUUUUACACAAUCUUCAAACCAUUAAAGAUUACCAUUUUUACUGUGAAACACCUUCGUGAAAAAUAAAGAAAUCAUUUCAUGAAACGAC
Messenger RNA from Folsomia candida, 2348 nucleotides. RefSeq names its product large neutral amino acids transporter small subunit 2 (gene gb). The record is from RefSeq and is a predicted model, not a curated record. Gene Ontology annotation, molecular function: L-amino acid transmembrane transporter activity. The coding region runs from base 822 to 2255 and encodes 477 amino acids. Gene Ontology annotation, cellular component: membrane. Lineage: Eukaryota; Metazoa; Arthropoda; Collembola; Entomobryomorpha; Isotomidae. Gene Ontology annotation, biological process: amino acid transmembrane transport. The transcript is spliced from 11 exons.